Hydractinia symbiolongicarpus is the source of this 3951-nucleotide messenger RNA. RefSeq names its product serine/threonine-protein kinase Nek10-like. The coding region runs from base 101 to 3370 and encodes 1089 amino acids. Gene Ontology annotation, molecular function: protein kinase activity; ATP binding; protein binding. The transcript is spliced from 39 exons. Gene Ontology annotation, biological process: protein phosphorylation. The record is from RefSeq and is a predicted model, not a curated record. Lineage: Eukaryota; Metazoa; Cnidaria; Hydrozoa; Anthoathecata; Hydractiniidae.
UUUAUUUGAUUGUUGAAGUUGACAAAUGGAAUAUGUAAGAAAUGUACAUUAUUUUAAAAAAAUAGGGAAUAAAUAAUGAUUGGUUGGUUAUAUCCUUGCAAUGCCUACACAUCGCGCAAAAGGGGGUCACAAACCCUCAGAUGAAAGUGUAUCAAAGGAUUCUAAGUUUUUGGAUAAAGUGGUGGAUUUGCUAAGCAUUCCAGCGAAAAAGUACAAGAGUGAAUUGGAUAAUGCAUCUCCUUCUAAGAAUAAUCAAUCAAUCAAUAGGUCAUCGCAAGUUACUUUCCACUAUGAAUCGAAACUACUGCGUCAGUUUUGGUCAAAAUACAAAGAUGAAAGGUGUUUCAGUCAAUUACCUGAUGUGGAAAAGUUUCUUAAAAUACUUCGAGAUUUAAUAAAGACGCGCCUGCGUAACAGUUAUUGGAAUGAAAAUGCUACUUUAGAAAAUUUCUAUCGCUUGUUUCAAUGUCUACGUGUAUUAUUACGAGAUCAGAACUUUCAGAAUGAGCUUCAUGCUUUAGAUGGUUUUCCUGUCAUAGCGAAGAAUUUACAUUUGUUCAGUAAAAAUCAUAUGAGUUAUAACAGUGAUGAAUUAGUGACAGACACUUUGAAAGAAAUCACCAAUAUAUGUCAAAAAUUAUCUGCAGAAACUCAUCAACGAAUGAUAGUAGUAAAUCAUGGAAUACAUGAGUCUUUGGUGUUAUUAUUAUCAUCCAAUGAUGUUCUCGUGUUACAUUUGACUUUGUAUGCUCUAAUUGGUUUAACCAAGAGCGAGGAACCAAAAGCAAUAAUAUGUGAAUUGAAUUGUGUGGAAAUAUUAAUUCAAAUUGUGGAAGAUUAUGAUGUGACAUCAAAACAACUUGCUGUCACGUUGCUGAGACAAUUGUGUACUGACUUAAGCAUAAGAGAACAAGUUAAAGUAUUUCACGGAAUACCGGUCCUGCUCAGUUUAUUGAGGAGUGACACGCUGAAGUUGUUAUGGAAUGUGGUUUGGAUAUUGGUGCAGUUAGCAGAAGAUAGUGAUACCAGCAAUGAGAUUCGCUUGCUGGGUGGCAUUCCACUUUUGAUUGCUCUACUACAGAAUGGUGAGUAUGCAGUUGAAGAAAAGAAUCUAGAAGGUUCUACAAGUAUUGAGAGCGUACCCAUCGAACAAAAAUUAUCUUUGAAAGCAGCUGUGUGCGCUGCAUUGACUGAACUUGUUUUAAAUGACAUUAAUGCCCGCCAUGUUGUCCAGGCUAAUGGAAUCUACCUUGUUGCAAUGCUUGUCUUUUAUGAACAAGGUGAUGGUGAUGAUCACAUCAAAUCAGCUGAGCAGCAGUUACAAAAAAAUGCAUUCAGAGCUCUUAGAUUUCUUUUCAGUAUGGAAAGGAAUCGUCAGCUAUUUAAAAGAUUAUUUCCAGUGGAAUUAUUCGAAAUUUUCAUUGAUGUUGGACACUACCAGAAAGAUCUCGAUUCAUACAGCCACCUGGUGGAUUCAUUUAAUUCUUUGCCGGAACACGAUCUGCUGGAGAUGAAACAAAGAGUUCAAGAAACCAAUCAGAACAAAGCACCUAGCUCGUAUAUACAACAGUAUGCAGUAUAUGAACAUCUUGGAUCUGGUGCUUUUGGAAGUGUGUACAAAGUAAAAAGACAAGGUGGACAAACAUUUCUUGCUAUGAAAGAGAUUCCAACACACAGACCUGAGUUUGGUAAAAGUAUGAAAGAGCGACAUGACAGUGUUGAUAGCAUUAUCAAUGAAUGUUCAUUUGUGAAGAAACAAUUAAAUCAUACAAACAUCGUGAAGUAUCAUAAAGCUUUUAUGGAAGGUGACAAGCUUUAUAUUAUAAUGGAUCUGAUUGAUGGAGCACCAAUUGGAGAACAUUUCAAUUCUUUAAAAGAGAAAGGACAAAUGUUUACUGAAGAACGAAUAUGGGACAUUUUUGUUCAGAUGGUGUUGGCAUUACGUUACAUUCAUAAAGAAAAAUUCAUUGUACACCGUGACCUCACCCCUAACAAUAUCAUGUUAGGUGAAAAUGAUAAGGUUACCAUUACUGAUUUUGGCUUAGCGAGACAAAAAAAUCCAGAUGCUAGUAACCUGCGUUCUAUGGUUGGCACAAUAUUAUACUCCUGUCCUGAAGUCGUCAAAGGACUGCCAUAUGGUGAGAAAGCUGAUAUAUGGGGAAUUGGAUGUAUCUUGUACCAGAUGGCGACGUUAGCACCUCCAUUUAAUUCAACCAAUAUGUUAUCACUAGCAACAAAGAUAGUUGAAGCAGAAUACGAACCACUCCCUGAAAAUUUAUACUCAACUAAACUUUCUCUCGUAAUACGAAGAUGUUUAACAGUGAAAGCUGAGGAUCGUCCUGAUAUUUUAGAAGUUGCUGGUAUUAUACCAGAUAUUUUGAUGGGACAUCUCGAAAGGUUAAGGGUGCAUAAUUCUACAAUGGAGAAAAAACUUGAGAAAGAAAAAAGACGUGUGGAGAAGCACACUGCCCACUUGAAAAAUCAACGAAUAAUUUACAACGAGAAUCAUUUCGAUAGCUUUUCUGAGAGUUCAAACAGUAAAACGUUGGACAGUGUCUUCGGUGAUAAUGGUCAAACGGAUAGUGAAGUAUCAGAUGACCAAAAAAAUACUAUUAAUGGGAGAUAUGACCGAGCUAACACGCACCCUGAGGAAGUAACAAAUCCAAUUCAAAUCAACCGAAGGUUAAAAUUUGACCACGCUUCUUCUUCCAGUUUAGUUGACGGUAACGAGGAUGAAAUAUUUCGCAGACCGAGGACCCCGCCGCGCAAGUUACUUCCAAUUGAAAAUGUUAGACAUCAAUCACAAACAGACCUCGGUCCAGUCAUUGUGGAAAAAGAUAACAUUAAAAGAACUCAAAGCUGUUCUUACAUUGACAAUAUGAAGACCGGAAUGGCGAGGACGCCACAAAAAUACAGACCAAUUUCAGCACACCCCACAUUAAGUAUAUCACCUCGGAAAGUUCGUGAAAUAAACGAUCCAGUGUUGCAAAUGCUGGGACAGCUUCAUAAAAUACUCUAUAUAUCGCAGCUUCCACCAUCUUUAAAGUUCGACCCAAAUCGUCGGUUAAUCGACCAAUAUAAAAAGUCGCUGUUUUCUACACCCAGUUCAGCAAUGCACUUAAAAAAUGAAUUAAAAAAGCUGCUUGAAGGAUCAAAAGAACAAGUUGAUGUUCAGAUGGGGCAUACCACAAAUUUCAGUUCAUCGUCGACAAACUUGAAUGAGCACGCACUUGGUGUAACGUAUGAAGAUUUGCAGUCGAUCCUUGAUAAAUGUCUCAUGAAAACUGGUUAUUUUAACAUACCACCUACUCACAGAAUAAAACCACUUGCUCCGAUUGGUGCGCAUGCGUCAAACAAAGAUGUCACGUGACAUGCUUGCAGUCGGUAAAAUUUUUAUAAUUUAUAGGAAAUAGCGAAAUAAGGAUGUAAUAUAUGUAUAUUAGUGAAAGAUUAAAAGGGCUGUGAAAUACUUACCCUCGAACCCCGCUCGUAUCCCGUUCAGACCCCGACCAAAGCCAUUGCUGUGUUACAAGUUUUUUAACGUCAUUAUAUGUGUUAACUAAGCCUAAGAAUAGCUUAUUUUGAUCGUGUUGAAUUCUCCGACAUUGUUAUCUUAAGCUUAGGGUUGGGCCCGAUAUUAGCCGUGAUGUUAUUUAAAACGUGUUACAACUCGUUUAACGUAAUAUUUUAUCAACUCUCCCUUAGUACAGAAAAUAUAAUCUUACUGAGUCAUACGAUGUUUUUUGUUGUCGAUUCAAACUUUUUUUACGACGACGUCAUUUUUUUGACGGGGGAAUGUUAUAGCUAGUAUGACGUAUGCUCUUAUGAUGUGAAACUACUUGUUUUAAAAAAUAAAUUAUUUGUUCGUAAGUGUUACAAGGUUUUUAUAUAAUAAUAUGAUGAUGUAUAAAUAUAAUAAUUCAGUAAUAUAUCUCCAAGCCAAAUGGAAAA